UUCCUACCAUAAAGAAAUUCCAUAUUUCCUUAUUUCUGUAUUAUUUUUUGUAUUCAAAAGACGAAAAAACAAAUUUAAGGAAAACGAAAAAACUAAUUUUGGAAGAUUUAAGAAAGCCUCUCUAUUUAUUUUCAAUGUAAUUAAAAAAAUACUCCAUAUGGAGUGAGCGGUAUCCCCUUAUUCUCCCCCAGUUAGGGUACAAUUGUCAGCUUCCCACAAUUCAACGGAGGGAAAAUUGGCGGGAAUAGUAAAUCCCUCGGCGCCUGGUUCAGCUUCGAAAGUCGUUGUGAUUCUUUUGCACAGAGACAUUUUCUCCAAGAAUGUAACAGUUUUCCCCGCAAAACCCACGAGUUUGGAGGAAUAAUCAAACAACUCAUUACUUUUUGAAGGCUACCUAGUCACAUUCAGCGAAAAUGGCGAUGGAAGAGUGUCGAACCGAAGCAAGCAUUGGAAUAGAAGAUUCCGAAAGCGUCCGUGGUUCAUCCGAAGAUGAAAACACUGCAAAUUCGACUUCUGUGAAGACGGCCGCUCAAGCUGACAGUUGCUCGCCGUGUGAGAGAAAGAAAAGAAAACGUAUUUCACCACAGUCGACACCUAAAGUGGCAGAAGGUUUUGGAGAUAGCAAGGCUGGUGAACUUCUGAAGAAGAUCCCAGAACUUGAAGAUAUGUUCACAUUACUGUCAAAAGUGGGAGAAGGAACCUUUAGCAAUGUUUACUUGGCUAAAAUGAACAGAUUACCAGAUGAAUUAUGUGCUUUGAAGCACAUCAUUCCUACCAGUGGCCCUGGAAGGGUUGAAAAUGAGCUUAAAUGCCUCCAAGAAAUUGGGGGCACAGACAAUGUAAUCGGAGUUGAAUCAACGUUAAGAUGCAACGAUAAUAUAGUAUUUGUCUUACCUUAUUUCCCACAUCAAAAAUUUCAGGAGUAUUUUUUAGAAAUGACUGUUUGUGAGGUCAAAGAAUAUAUGAAGAAUCUAUUUAUUGCUUUGAAAAGAGUGCAUUCUUUCCAAGUCAUCCAUAGGGAUGUAAAGCCAAGCAACUUUCUGUACUCAAGGGAAACAGGAAGUUACCGACUUGUAGAUUUUGGCCUUGCCAUGAAGGUACCUGGGAGCACAAAUUCUCUCCUUGAUUCACCUAAAGAACCAAUAAAGAAACAAAAAAGAGGCAGCCAGCAAUCUCCUAAAAGAACAUCUCAGCCCAGACGUCGCAGUUCACGCCUGUCUCCUCAGACUGACAAUAAAGACCAAUCAGCAAGUAAAGAGGAAUGUGUCCUGAAGCCGCGCUGUGUAAACACAGCUAACUGGCAGUUUACACAUCAGGCUAAAGGCUUCAAAGUUCCUGCCAAUAAUGCAACGUCUAAGUUGAGAGGGACCUCUCAUGAGAAUACAAAAUCUAAGGAGGGCUUGUUCAAGCCGGCUCAAGUGCUGUGCCCUCUGAGACAUGGUCCUAAAGAUGUGUGCACCAUUUGUAUGGCCAGAGGCCAUCAAAACACUCCACGAGCGGGAACGCCAGGAUUUCGCUCUCCAGAAGUGCUCCUCAAGUACCCUCAACAGUCACCUGCUGUGGACAUGUGGUCAGCUGGGGUCAUCUUUCUUUGUAUACUUAGUGGAAGGUACCCGUUUUUCAGAGCGUAUGACGAUAUGACAAGCUUGGCGCAGAUCAUGUCUUUGUGUGGAACUGGUGCAGCUGCUAAAGCAGCUUUCAAGCUUGGUAGGAUUUUUAACGUAGGAGAACUACAUGUAGCACUGUUUUUGGUUGUAAAAUUCUUGACAGGUAUCUAUUCUAUUCUUGAUGUGUUACACCUGUUACACGUUUUCUUGUUCACUAACACCUUAAUGGACGCUUUUUUCACAGGCAAGGACCUCAACUUUAGCUCGGACUGUCCUUCAGGAAAUCUCAAAAUUCUUUGCACCAGAUUACGUAGUCGCGCUAGCAAGGCACCGACCGUUAAAUGCUGUUUAAAACAAUCAAACAGGGAAGAUGAAGAACAAUCCGUGCCUGCCAAAAGACUCAAAAGAAAACCAAGAUCUCCACCCUGCCCUCAGACACAUCCGGCUUCAAAUCCUUGGCAUCAACGCUGCACAAUCUGUCAAAAACGAAAUCCUUAUUUAUGUAUGACACUUCAGAUGGACGCAGAACCCAAUGAUAAGACUUGCGGACAAUCGGAGCACUCAGACAUUGUUGGGCACAUUCAUGUGGAUGGCAGUGAAUGUGGCAGUACCUGUUCCACAUGUUGCUGGGCUAUCGAGGACAGUGCUUAUGAACUUCUAGAGCGAUGUCUUGAUUUGAACCCGCACACUCGAAUCACUGCAGCAGAAGCGCUGGAACAUCCAUUCUUUAAGGACUGAUUUUUCUUUUUUUUCCAUCCAAAGAAUAGCUAUCUUUACCAUGUAAUUUUCAACAUACAGUAGCGAAAUCAGAGGAUGAAUACCCAAAAAUGUUUGUUUGAACCUGCAUAACACAAUAACAUGUGCACUGCAGAUUGGUGCUUUAAGAAGUGAUCUAGGAAGAAACGUAAGCAGAUAUAAAGAACUCUGGCGUCUUUCUUGGGUUUCCUGGUUUAGAGUAUUCGGUGUUGCAGUUCGAAUCUAGCUGGAAAUCUAGGCAUUUUAAUGGCUUUCUUUGAACUGGCUAACUUUCUCUUCAUUGAUUUCCUGUUGCUACACUGAAUGAUCACGGCUGUCUCAUAAGACGCAGUUAAGACAUUUUGUGAGGAUAGCUAUUCGUUGGAUUGGGAAUACAAUGGUACAAUUGAAAGGGUCAGGGAACCUUUGUCGCUUCUAAGAGACACACGUAUACAUGUACAUAAAUAUAUCUAUUGAUGUUUGAACUGAACCGUACGUUUAAUCACCCAAUCGAAUAUGAAUAUGAAAGAUGUAAUCUAUAACUGUAUCAUAGUACACGCAGACGCAUAUUUUAAAAACAGUUUAUUCAUACGCAUUACAUAGAUUAACAGCCAGUAAAUUAAAUUUUGUGCGUUCGUGAAAUAUGUUCUGAAGCUUCAAAAAGAUAAAUGAUUUGCUUGAAAAGCAAACAAGUUCAUUAAGCAUCUCGGGACAAUUCAGCCAUUGAAGCCCAAGUUCAGAACAGCUCGUUAUUUCUUGCUUCUCGGUACAAUUUUUAUAGUGUUAGUCCGUGGAAUUUGUUUGAAUUUCACGACAGUAUUCCUGCAUCCUUGAUUUUACUAGAAGAAAAUGAAAUUCCAUUUACUCUUUGGACAUCCUGGGUUAUAGUAAUUGAGGCCAUGGAUAUAUUUCAGAAACAUGGAAAAGGCUGCGACAACACGAGAUGCCGGUUACGAUGUUGACAACUUGUGAAGUAUUCAAGUACGGCAAACACUCGACAUAAAUACUUUGUUUGAUUUAUUCGUUCACCAAGCAUUUUUAUUUUUUAGAAUUUGCGAUGUAGAUAUGUAUAUAGUUAUGAAAUAAAGCACCCUCCACCC
Molecule: messenger RNA, 3442 nt
Organism: Orbicella faveolata
Lineage: Eukaryota; Metazoa; Cnidaria; Anthozoa; Scleractinia; Merulinidae
Product: cell division cycle 7-related protein kinase-like
Biological process (GO): protein phosphorylation; mitotic DNA damage checkpoint signaling
Cellular component (GO): nucleus
Molecular function (GO): ATP binding; protein serine/threonine kinase activity
Source: RefSeq, a predicted model, not a curated record